This is a messenger RNA of Eimeria maxima, 3153 nucleotides long. RefSeq lists its product as hypothetical. The transcript is spliced from 16 exons. Lineage: Eukaryota; Apicomplexa; Conoidasida; Eucoccidiorida; Eimeriidae. The record is from RefSeq and is a predicted model, not a curated record. The coding region runs from base 1 to 3153 and encodes 1050 amino acids.
AUGGCGCAGUCUGACUGUGGGGAAUGUUCCUCCAUAAAGCGCAGGACUGGCUGCAGCAACAGCAACAGCAGCAGCAGGAACAGCAGCAGGAACAGCAGCAGCAGCAAACCCAACAUCAAUCCUCGUGGGCCUUCUUGCUGCGCCUCCCCGUUGCGUUCAGAUGCGCAGCCGUCCAUCAGUCACCGCAGUAGCAACUGCAGCAACAGCAGCAGCAACAGCAGCAGCAGCAGCAGCAGCAGCAGCAGCGCAGCAACAGCAGCAGAUGGGCAGCUGCCCAACUUGUUAUCCUCCAUAGCAGGCCUUUCAAUAAGAAAACUGUCGCAGCAGCCAGGGUCUCUCCAUCGGUCUGCUGCUGCUGCUGCUGCUGCAGGGCGCAGCUUCCUGCAAAAGCUCCCUGCAGCAGCAGCAGGUACAGCAACACCUGCUGAAGCAACGAAGGAUACAGCAGCAGAAGCAGGUGCAGCAGCAGCAGCAGCAGCAGUAGCAGCAGUAGCAGCAGCAGAUGCUGCUGCUGCCUGUCCUGAUUCCUCGCGUAGGCCUCCUACAGUUGUUUUGUCACACAGGGCAGCCUGCUUGAAGCAGGAGCAGCAGCAGCAGCAGGAGCAGCAGCAGCAGCAGCAGCAACAGCAACAGCAGCAGGAGGAUCAUUACGAUGAGAAGAAGCAUCAUUAUAAUAAGCAUCAUCAUCAUGCUCAUCAUCAGCAGAAGAAGGAGCAACAGCAACAGCAACAGCAGCAGCAGCAGCAGCAGCGUCUACAGAAACUGCAGCAGCAGCUACGUUCUCUUGGAUACCCUGAGGAAUUAGCAGCAGCAAACUCCCAACUUGUUGCUCAUUUAUUGUCUGAUUUAAUUAAAUCUGUUGGCAACUUUAGAGCUCUUAUACUCAGGUAUAGGGAGCUGCAGCAGCGCCUGCAUGAAGCGAAUGCUGCUGCUGCUGCUGCACAGCAGCAGCAGCAGCAGAACGAGGAACACAAGGCUUAUGGAGCCUGUCUACAGCAGAGGGACGCAGCAACUGCUGCUGAGCUGCUGCGGCAGGCCAGGCGUGAAUGUGAGCUGCUGCAGCAGCAGCUGCAGCGCCAGCAGCAAAACUACGAGCGGGAGCUUGCCGAACUCUAUGAGCAGCAGCAACAGCAGCAGCAGAAGGAGAAGCAAGACGGAGGAGCAGCAGCAGCAGCAGAGCUGCGCGAUUUGUUGGACGCGAAGGAAAAGGAGUUGCUGCGCCUAAAGAAGGACUUCAAUGCGCUGAAGCAGCAGCAGCAGCAGCAGCAGGAGCAGCAGCAAGAGUUGCGUUCUGCUGGCGCACCGAGCAGCGCUGACAGCAGCAAGAAGCCACAAGGCCGCAGCAGCUCCUCCCGCUGCAGCAGCAACAGCAGCAGCCGCAGCAGCAGCAGCAAGAGUUCCAUCGUGCUGCGAGGCCUCCCUUGUCCUGCUGCAGCAGAACGCCGCACGCUGCUGCAGCGCUGCUGCUCACUCCAGAGACAGCUAAAGGAUGCGCAGGCAGAAAAGGAAGAAGUUGCUGCUGAGCUGCAGCAAUGGAUAGAAAGGACAUCAAGGGCAGAGGCUGCGCUGCAGCAAAAAGAAGAGAGGACAUCUGAAUCUAAAAAGGAAGAAGAGGGGCAGCGGCAGAAGAGUUCUGCUGAGAAGCUGCAGGCUGAGGAGCAGGAGCAAAGGCUCUUGCUGCAGCAGAAGCAGCAGCAGCAGCAGCAGCAAAUUGAGCAGCUGCAGCAGCAGCUAAAGACUGAACGCCUACGCAGCGAAGAGAUGAGGAAAACAUUCUUAGAGCUGCAGGCAGCAAGCGAGGCUGCGCAGCAGCACGCUGCCUUGCUUCUGGAGCAGCAGCAGCAGCGCGAGCAGCAGCAACAACAGCAGAUGCAACAACAGCAGCAACGCAACUGCCCCACUUGUGCUGCUGCUGCUGCUGGGCAAGGCGGAGCUGCUGCUGCUGCUACAGCAGAGCAACAGAAAACUUCCAGUGAAGAUGCUGAUACACUGGAUAAGGUUGAGGCGCUGCAGGCAGAACUAGCAGCAACACGGCGGGAGUUGCAUCUUUCAGAGGUGGCCUUACGCCUGGAGCAAGAGAAGCAGCGCAGCAGCAACGCAAGUCCCAAGUCUCCCAUGGUGCAGCAGCAGCAGCAAUUGCAGCAGCAAUUGCAGCAGCUAAAGCUGCAGCACCAGCAGCAGCUGCAAGUAGAGCAGCACCUCCGCUCUCAGGUCGAGAUGCAGGCGAUGUCUAUUGCAGAGCACCGCCAGACUGUAGCUGAGUUGCAGCAGCAACUGAUUGAAGCGGAAUCUGCGCGGGCAAGGAAUGCCGAGGCAGUGUCCAUUUUAGAAGUGGAGAAGCGAAAGGCUGAAGAAUCUAUCGAGCUGCUGCAACAGCAACUGCAGCAGAGCCAGCAGCAGCAGCUGCAGCUGCAGCAACUGUUGGAGCAAGCUAACGCAGGAGUAACUGAACUUCGCAUGCAGCAGCAGCAACAACAACAAAAGCAACAACAGCAGCAGCAGCGCCAGCAGCAAACGGAGGAGCUCGUAGCUCACCUGACACUCGUGCAUGCCGAGGCGCUGCAGCGAGAGGAAGCACUCAAGGUAGAAAAUGCAGAACUGCAGGUUAGUCGGAAGCAGCAGCAGCAACUGCAACAGCAACAACAGAAGCAGCAUCACCAGCAGGAACAGCAACAGCAGCAGCAACGCCAGCAGGAACAGCAACAGCAGCAGGAACAGCAACCCAAGCAGCAACACCAGAGGGAGAAGCAGCAUCAGGAACACAAACGGCAUUACACGGCUCAGAAUGAGCUUUAUGCUUAUUUGCGGUCCAUUCUGCUGCUGUGUACGCUGCUGUUGAUGCUGCUGCUGCUGCUGCAGGCUGAGCUGCAGCAGCACGAGAGGCAGCUGCACGCUGCUGCAACAGAGCUCGAAGCAAGAACACGGCGUUGUCUACAAGCUGAGAAAGACAACGAGGGUUUAAUAGACAAGCUGGAUACCCUUGCUGCUGCUCUUGCUGCCCGUGCUGCAGCAGAAGACGCAGGCGCAGCGCCUGCAGCAUCAACUGCAGCAGCCGCUGCCGUCCCUCAGUCCCCAUUCUCUCGCCUGCAGCAGCAGCAGCAGCAAGCUGCUCGUAGCACCUCCACGUAUUUCGGUCGCGCACUUCACUUAUAA